Messenger RNA from Emys orbicularis (European pond turtle), 1671 nucleotides. RefSeq names its product SH3 domain containing GRB2 like 1, endophilin A2 (gene SH3GL1). Bases 323 to 1372 code for a protein of 349 amino acids. The record is from RefSeq and is a predicted model, not a curated record. Gene Ontology annotation, cellular component: glutamatergic synapse; cytoplasm; presynapse. Gene Ontology annotation, biological process: synaptic vesicle uncoating. Gene Ontology annotation, molecular function: protein binding. The transcript has 9 exons. Lineage: Eukaryota; Metazoa; Chordata; Testudines; Emydidae.
GGAGGCGCCGCCGCGCGGGGGGCCGGGCCGUGUCCGUCUGUUUAUUUGUCUGUCCGUGGAGCUCCGCCAGGGCUGCCGGGGCAUCCGCCCGCCCCUGUGUCAGGCGCUGUCUGUCCGUCGGUCGGUCUGUCUGUCUGUCCUGAGUCUCCGGCUGUCCCCGUGUCAGGCUCGGGUCUGUCUGUCUGUCCUGAGUCUCCGGCUGUCCCCGUGUCAGGCUCGGGUCUGUCUGUCCUGAGUCUCAGGCUGUCCGUGUGUCUUGGGUGCUGGUCGGUGCAGGGCUGAUCAGUGCCUGGGUCCCCCCGAGGCUGGGAGAGGAGGCAGCAUGUCUGUGGCUGGGCUGAAGAAGCAGUUCUACAAAGCGAGCCAGCUGGUCAGCGAGAAGGUCGGUGGAGCUGAAGGGACCAAGCUUGACGAUGACUUCAAAGAAAUGGAAAAGAAAGUGGACGUUACCAGCAAGGCGGUCACAGAAGUAUUAACCAGAACUACAGAAUACCUGCAACCCAACCCAGCUUCCAGAGCCAAGCUAACGAUGCUCAACACGAUGUCGAAGAUCCGAGGGCAGGUGAAAAACCCCGGCUAUCCGCAGUCGGAAGGGCUCCUGGGGGAGAGCAUGAUCCGGUAUGGGAAGGAGUUGGGCGACGAAUCCAAUUUCGGUGAUGCACUCCUUGAUGCUGGUGAAGCUAUGAAACGAUUGGCUGAAGUGAAAGACUCGCUGGAUAUUGAAGUCAAACAGAACUUUAUCGAUCCUCUCCAGAACCUGUGCGACAAAGACCUGAAAGAGAUCCAGCAUCAUCUUAAGAAGCUGGAGGGGAGGCGCCUGGACUUUGACUACAAGAAAAAACGUCAGGGGAAGAUCCCGGACGAGGAGCUCCGCCAGGCCCUGGAGAAAUUUGAAGAGUCCAAGGAAAUAGCUGAGACUAGUAUGCACAACCUUCUGGAGACUGACAUUGAGCAAGUGAGCCAACUCUCAGCCCUGGUGGAUGCCCAGGUCGAUUACCACAGACAAGCAGUGCAGAUCCUGGAUGAGCUCGCAGAGAAACUCAAACGCAGAAUGAAGGAGGCCUCUUCACGCCCCAAGCGGGAGUACAAACCUAAACCCAGAGAGACGUACGAUUUUGGAGACGCCGACCAAUCCAACGGAGGCUUUUCUUGCAACCCCACCCCCAAAGUCUCAGCUCACCUGGACCAGCCGUGCUGCAAGGCGCUCUAUGACUUUGAACCCGAAAACGACGGCGAGCUGGGCUUUAGGGAGGGUGACAUCAUCACGCUGACCAAUCAGAUUGACGAAAACUGGUAUGAGGGCAUGAUCAACGGCCAGUCUGGGUUCUUCCCGCUCAACUACGUGGAAGUGCUGGUCCCGCUACCUCAGUGAAACUGCAUCUCCCCCCCCCCCCUCCUCCCCCACCAGAUACAAACUCACGGCGGGGCGAGCCCUGCUCUUCUCCUGCAUUCCAUUUUGUAACUCAACACUAGGCUUCUUCUGCGGGGCGGGGCUGUGAGAACGGGAUGGUGUUCGCUCUGCCCAGGCGCUGGAGCGGUGUAAGGAUAGCAGCGGGGAACAAGCCCCAAGGGCUGGGCAGCCCCAUUCAAGUUCUUCCUUCUGGGCCUUGAACUAGGUACUUUCAACCCCACCAGGCUCCUCCCACUUUGUACAAUAAGCCAAGUCGAGCA